Zea mays is the source of this 1774-nucleotide messenger RNA. RefSeq names its product N-acetyl-gamma-glutamyl-phosphate reductase. The record is from RefSeq and is marked validated. Lineage: Eukaryota; Viridiplantae; Streptophyta; Magnoliopsida; Poales; Poaceae. Gene Ontology annotation, molecular function: NAD binding; N-acetyl-gamma-glutamyl-phosphate reductase (NADP+) activity; NADP+ binding. Gene Ontology annotation, biological process: L-arginine biosynthetic process.
AAAGAAAAACGGUCCACCACACCUUGUAUGUGCCCUCCGGCGGGCGGGUCAGAGCUCGCAACUCGCACCAGCACAGCAGCACCGGCAGCACCACCAACCCCAGGGCAGCCGCGCCGCCAGCCACGACAAGCUUAGCAGCCCCUCGCACUCGCUAGGGUAUUUAUUGGUACAAUCGGGUGAUCUGCGUGCCGCAUCGCGCCGGGACACGGGAGACAAUGGCGUUCACGACGCUCGGCGGCUGUGGGGCGCAGGCUUCAGUGCGGUUGGCUCCCCAGAAUGGAAUCCUUGGAUCUAAUUCGAAGCCAUUCGCGGGCAUCAUACUCAAGAAACCUCAGCAGGUUGGAUCCCUGCCCCUCCGUGCAAGGGGAUCCAUUUUUUCUUCACCACGCAGGCUUUUCUCCCCUAAGGCAGCAGCCCCUAAAUCAGGGGAUUCCAUACGCAUUGCAGUGCUAGGGGCCAGCGGUUAUACUGGAGCUGAGAUUGUUCGGAUUCUAGCGAACCACCCUCAGUUUCAUAUAAAAGUGAUGACUGCAGAUAGAAAAGCUGGCGAGCAAUUUGGAUCAGUAUUUCCUCACUUGAUAACACAGGACCUGCCGAGACUGGUCGCAAUAAAAGACGCUGACUUUUCAGAUGUUGAUGCUGUUUUUUGCUGCUUGCCACAUGGUACAACCCAGGAAAUUAUCAAAAGCUUACCCCGACACUUAAAGAUUGUUGAUCUCUCAGCGGACUUCCGACUACGCGACAUCAAUGAGUAUGCUGAGUGGUAUGGACAUUCCCACAGGGCACCGGAACUUCAGGGGGAAGCUGUGUAUGGUUUGACCGAACUUAAACGAGAUGACAUAAGAAAUGCACGCCUGGUAGCAAAUCCAGGGUGUUAUCCCACAUCUAUUCAACUUCCGCUCGUUCCUUUGGUAAAGGCAAAACUGAUCAAGCUAACCAACAUUAUUAUUGAUGCAAAAUCUGGAGUCAGUGGUGCAGGACGUGGGGCUAAGGAAGCAAAUCUUUACACUGAAAUCGCUGAGGGUAUCCAUGCUUAUGGGAUAACAAGCCAUCGGCAUGUGCCUGAGAUUGAGCAAGGACUUACAGAUGCUGCUGAAUCAAAAGUUACUAUCAGCUUUACUCCACAUUUGAUGUGUAUGAAACGUGGGAUGCAAUCUACUGUGUAUGUUGAAUUGGCAUCUGGAGUGACUCCCAGGGAUUUGUAUGAACACCUAAAGUCUACUUACGAGAAUGAAGAAUUUGUCAAGCUGUUACAUGGUAGCAAUGUUCCUUGCACAAGCCAUGUUGUGGGAUCAAAUUACUGCUUCAUGAAUGUCUAUGAGGAUAGAAUACCUGGAAGGGCCAUCAUCAUCUCUGUCAUAGAUAAUCUUGUGAAGGGAGCAUCUGGUCAGGCUUUGCAAAAUCUUAAUCUGAUGAUGGGACUGCCUGAGAAUAUGGGGCUGCAAUACCAGCCCCUGUUCCCUUGAUCUUUUGUGUCAUUAUCUAUUAUUACAUUAUUUAGGAGUCCAGAAACCAAAUUAUCAUUACUGUCAAGAGGUGGCAAGGAGCCUGACAUCAGAAUUCAGUCAAGUCGAAGUUAGACAGUUAGUGUAGCUUGGUCUGUGUUGUUUUAGCUUUAUUAAACCAUUAAGAGAAUAAUGAUGAUGGCAAUUUAGCAGUACAAUGGUAGUAUUAUGUGGGCAGCUUGGUUCCAAUAAAAUCAUAAGCCUAUACACAUCUUGUGCCCGCAAUGUUGUUUGCUAUUUUGAUCACGAAAUCAAUAUUGAGCUUGAAU